This is a messenger RNA of Peromyscus eremicus (cactus mouse), 1386 nucleotides long. RefSeq names its product transcriptional regulator ovo-like. Bases 79 to 1386 code for a protein of 435 amino acids. The transcript has 16 exons. NCBI's taxonomy places the organism in Eukaryota, Metazoa, Chordata, Mammalia, Rodentia, Cricetidae. The record is from RefSeq and is a predicted model, not a curated record.
GUUCUAUGAUGACAGUUAGGGUCCUCACCAAUCUGAUUACAGGGGAAGGCCAGUUCAGAAACAGAUUUACAGUUGAAGAUGGAAAAUCUGAAAAAUCUUGAUGGCAGUGAAAUUACUCAAUCAUCUGAUACUGUUAAACAUAUUAAGCCAAGGUGUAAUCCUCACUUAUCAACAAGACUAAGUCCAAGACCUAUGAAUAUUCUAAAUAAAGAAGGGAAAGGAUUUCAAAAGAAACAUCCUGAAUGGAAGGCUCCCACUGACUUGAGAGAGUCUAAGUCAGUAGAAGUAUCAUCAGUGACUUAUGGACAAGAAUUCUCAGCAGAGGCAGAUUUGAAAAUGAAAACCCAGGAUUUUCAGGAAUAUCUUGAAGACAAUGAAAGUAUCCAAUCAUAUAAUUCUGUUACAUGUCUUCAACCAAGGCCUAGUCCUUAUUUGUCAUUAGGACUAACUCAAAGGCCCAAGAAUCUUCUAAAUGAGGGAAGGAAAGAGGCCGAAUUACAAAAGAAAUCAGUGAAAAGUCAAAACAAUCUUGAGAACAAUAAAGAUACUCAACUAUCUGAUAACAUUAUGGAUCUUCAACCCAGGGAUAUUCCUCAUUCAUCAAUGGGACUAAGUCCAAGAUUCACAGAUCUUAAUUCAGGAGAAGAAACAGACUUACAGAUGAAAUCAGAGGGAAAUAUUGAUGGCAAUGGAAGCAUUCAAUCAUCUGAUAGCGUGAAGCAUCUUCAACCAAGGCGAAUCCAUCAUUUAUUGAUGGGGCUAAUUCCAAGACCCAUGAAUAUUAUAAGAAGACGAGGGAAAGCAUCUCACAAGAAAUAUCUUUCACAAAAGGGUUCCAUUGCAAUAAAAGACUUCAAUGCAAAUACAAAAUUACAAAGAAAAGAAAUACAAACACUCAAAUCAGUGGUAUUAGAAGAUGAUCACGAUAUGUGUGAUGGCAGCAAAAAUAACCAGCCAUUGGUUGCAGCAAACAGGAAGAAACGUGCAAGCAAUGAAACGGAAGAUGCAACCCACUCCCAUGGUCGUGCAGCAUCAUCUGCCGCUCCUGAAGUCUCUGAGGCUUCUGUUGUCACUGCUAUCGUUUCUGCAGCCGUUGUUGCUGCGGCUACUCCCACUGCUGCAGCCGCUGCUGCCUCUGCUGCUGUAGCUGCAGUUACUGCUGCUGCUGCCCCUGCUGCUGCUGCUGCUUCUGCAACUGUUAAUGCUCUCGCUGCUGUUGCUCCUGGUGCUUCACCUGACAGUUCUGCUGUUCCUGUUGCUGCUGCGACUGAUGCUGCUGCUGCAGACACUGCCGCCGCCGCCGCCGCCGCCGCCGCCCUGCCGGUGCUGCUGCUAUCGGUCCUGCUGCAGCAGCUGCCCACAGGGCUUCUGUUGUCACUGCUAUAG